Hevea brasiliensis (rubber tree) is the source of this 1630-nucleotide messenger RNA. Its product is annotated as probable inactive poly [ADP-ribose] polymerase SRO5. The record is from RefSeq and is a predicted model, not a curated record. The transcript has 5 exons. Gene Ontology annotation, molecular function: NAD+ poly-ADP-ribosyltransferase activity. Bases 343 to 1347 code for a protein of 334 amino acids. NCBI's taxonomy places the organism in Eukaryota, Viridiplantae, Streptophyta, Magnoliopsida, Malpighiales, Euphorbiaceae.
UUCUUCUCCAAGCAAUCUCUACGCUCCAGUCCAUAUACCCAUUCAAAUACUUCCCGCACAAAUCUCACACCAUUUCUUCAUCACCCUGUGCAAGUUUCCAUUGUUUUCUCUGUUUUUUUUUUUUUUUUUGCUUCUUUUGAUCCAGGCUUUUCAGCUGUUUGUCUUUGAAUUGGUUGCGUAGAAAUGUAUUACUUGUGGUUCUGUUCUUUGGUAGCGUAGGAUUUGGUUUCAUUGAUUCCAUUCCCGUAAAUAUUCUUUUAUUUUUUAUUAUUUUGUAUAUAGUACUCGUUGAUUCAAGUGGGAAAUACAAGUGGGAUCGCUCAUAAUUUUUUUUUUUUUUUAAUGGAUUUAAGCUCGGACAAGGCUGAUGAGCAAACUGAGAGUUUUAGCUCUGAUUUAGAAUCCGUCCAUGAUGAUCUAGAGUCAGUCAUUUCUAAUGGAGAAAGUGCCAGUUAUGGUCAGUUUACCGAAUUGGUUCGACUUUUUGAGGGAGACAGGAUGCAUGAUCUCAUCAUUCGAAGGUUUCUUUCGGGUUUGGGUUCGAUCGGCGAAUUUACCACAGUCUUCGCCGUUCACAGGAACACGUAUUCUGGCAUCAUGGGGCAAGCCAGGAUGCAAUCGUUUCAAAUUUUCGUAAAAGCAAUGGAGAAGCAGCGCGGUGGUAAUGCAAAUGUGAAGUAUGCUUGGUUUGGCGCUACAGCAGACGAGAUAUGCAACAUAAUGAAGAAUGGUUUUGGUGGCCAGAUUAAUGACAAUAAUGGAUUAUAUGGAUAUGGCAUCUAUCUUUGCCCGGAUAAUUCUCCUCUUGAAGUUGUGAAGCAUAUGAGGGAAGGUAAUGAUGGUCUACGCCAUUUGUUGUUGUGCCGCGUUAUACUGGGUACCAUGGAAGUUGUGCAUCCUGGUUCUGAGCAGUUUCAUCCGAGUUCUGAGGAGUUUGAUUCGGGGAUAGACAAUGUUUCAUCUCCCAAGAAGUAUAUUGUGUGGAGUAACCACAUGAACACCCACAUUUUGCCCGAGUUUGUUGUUAGUUUCAAGGCUCCUUAUUCUUUGAAGGGGUUCUUUAGGGUUCCAGAAUCUGGAGGGACACCAACUUCACCAUGGAUGCCAUUUCCAGCUCUUAUUGCUGCACUAUCAAAGUUCCUGCCUCCUACUACUGUUGGUGUACUUGCCAAGUACCAUAAAGAUCACAAAGAAAACAUAAUUUCUAGGCAAGAACUAGUACAGCGAGUGAGACAAUUAGUCGGGGACAAGUUGUUGGCUUCUGUUAUCAAAUCGUUUAGAACCAAGAAAGCUAAAGGAUCAAGCAGUUCUAAGCAAGCAAUAGGAGGUGGGAAUCAUGUGAAUUGAGAUGAGAUCAGAGACAUCGUGGACGGCUAGAUUAUGGCAAUUUGCAAUCCUGAAGAGGAAGGAGAAGGCUAAUAAAACUGACAUGAACUAAAAGAUAAUCCAAAAGGAAACAGCAGUUCAGGAUCCAGCAGCUGCCAUGGGCUAUUUUUGGGGGUCUAAUAUUAGUGCAGAGAGUAGUAUGUGUAGAAUACAGAUCUUUUUUUAGAUCACUAUAUUGUUGUGGAAUUUGAAAUGUAUUGUCAGCAAUAUGUGAAAAAAUAAAGAAUAAACUUCUUUGGUGGAA